Messenger RNA from Erinaceus europaeus (western European hedgehog), 1420 nucleotides. RefSeq names its product inositol-tetrakisphosphate 1-kinase (gene ITPK1). Gene Ontology annotation, cellular component: cytoplasm. Gene Ontology annotation, biological process: inositol trisphosphate metabolic process. Lineage: Eukaryota; Metazoa; Chordata; Mammalia; Eulipotyphla; Erinaceidae. The transcript is spliced from 11 exons. Gene Ontology annotation, molecular function: inositol-3,4,5,6-tetrakisphosphate 1-kinase activity; ATP binding; magnesium ion binding. Bases 89 to 1372 code for a protein of 427 amino acids. The record is from RefSeq and is a predicted model, not a curated record.
CCCCGCCCCGCCCCGCCCCGCAGGGAGCUCCCGCUCUGUCGGCCCGCGGCCCCGUCUGGCCCGGCCACCCCGCCGCCCGGCCGGCGCCAUGCAGACCUUCCUCAGGGGCAAGCGGCUGGGCUACUGGCUGAGCGACAAGAAGCUCAAGAAGCUCAAUUUCCAGGCCUUCGCCGAGCUGUGCAGGAAGCGAGGGAUCGAAGUCGUGCAGCUGAACCUCAGCCGGCCCAUCGAGGAGCAGGGCCCCCUGGACGUCAUCAUCCACAAGCUGACCGACGUCAUCUUGGAAGCCGACCAGAACGGUGGCCAGUCCCUGGAGCUGGUGGGCAGGUUCCAGGAAUACAUUGACGCCCACCCCGAGACCGUCGUGCUGGACCCCCUCCCCGCCAUCCGGACGCUGCUGGACCGCUCCAAGUCCUACGAGCUCAUCCGCGAGAUCGAGACCCACAUGAAGGAUGACAGGAUCUGCUCACCGCCCUUCAUGGAGCUGACGAGCCUGCGUGGGGAGGACACCCUGAGACUCCUGGAGAAGAACGGCCUGGCCUUCCCCUUCAUUUGCAAAACCAGAGUGGCUCAUGGCACCAACUCACACGAGAUGGCCAUCGUGUUCAACCAGGAGGGCCUGAGCGCCAUCCGGCCGCCCUGCGUGGUCCAGAGCUUCAUCAACCACAACGCUGUGCUCUACAAGGUGUUUGUGGUGGGCGAGGCCUACACCGUGGUGCAGAGGCCUUCCCUCAAGAACUUCUCGGCCGGCGCCUCAGGCUGCCCCUCAGGACCGGCUCUCGCGCCCCCCGUCGGGACUGGCUCUGGCCGGAGCGGUGGGAGGACUGUCGGGCACCCCGGGGCGGGAAGGAUGCCAGACCGAGAGUCCAUCUUCUUCAACAGCCAUAACGUGUCCAAGCCAGAGUCCUCGUCCGUCCUGACGGCGCUGGACAAGAUCGAGGGCGUGUUUGAGCGGCCGAGCGACGAGGUCAUCCGGGAGCUCUCGAGGGCCCUGCGGCGGGCGCUGGGGGUGUCACUGUUUGGCAUCGACAUCAUCAUCAACAACCAGACGGGCCAGCAUGCCGUCAUCGACGUCAACGCCUUCCCAGGCUACGAGGGCGUGAGCGAGUUCUUCACCGACCUGCUGAACCACAUCGCCGCGGCGCUGCAGGGCCGGAGCAGGGACGCGGCCGCCGCGGGGGACUCGGCCGACAGGCCCGCGGCUGAGCGGACGUGCGGCCCCCGAGGCCCGGACUCGCCCUGGAUGGCCGAGGCGGACGCGGGCGGCGGGACGAAGCUGCCGCACCAGAGACUGGGCUGCACCGGCGGUGCGCCGCCCGGCUUCCAGCAGCACUGCGUGGGCUCGCUGGCCGCCAAGGCCUCCUCCCAGUAGCCGGCCGCCGGGCCCCUCGCCCCCGGUGCCCUGCCCCGUGCCCUGCCG